This is a messenger RNA of Procambarus clarkii (red swamp crayfish), 5092 nucleotides long. It is a transcript of the gene RasGAP1, whose product is annotated as Ras GTPase activating protein 1. Lineage: Eukaryota; Metazoa; Arthropoda; Malacostraca; Decapoda; Cambaridae. Gene Ontology annotation, biological process: regulation of GTPase activity; intracellular signal transduction. The record is from RefSeq and is a predicted model, not a curated record.
UGGCGAGUGGAGAGGCUCGGGUGGGUUGGUAAGUCUGUCAGUGAGUGAUGGAGCAAGAUGGCCGUCUCGCCUGGCCAAGUCAGGCUAGAGCAGAGAUUAAGGGUUAAAAUAGGCGAAGCCAAAAAUCUUGUUCUCCGUAACCAUGGAAAUUCAGGUCAGCGGGAUGUUUACUGUGCCAUUUCCCUUGACCAAGAAGAAAUUUUCAGAUCAGCAACAGCAGAAAAGACAUUAGACCUUUCAGCCUUCUUUGGUGAAGAAUUCCAGUUUGACAUUCCACGAGAAUUUCGGUUCCUCUCAUUUUAUCUGUAUGACCGUGAUCGCCCAAUGAAGACUGACCGAAUUAUGGGAAAAGUGUCUAUUAAGAAGGAUGACUUGCACAAAUAUCAUGGAAAAGACCAGUGGUUUCCCAUCACGCCAGUGGAUGCAGAUUCUGAAGUCCAGGGCAAGGUUCAUGUUGAAAUUCGGUUACUUUUGGUGAGACAGAUGAAUGAUGGGUACCCACAGCACAUGGUUGAAGUCAAGAUUCAAGAAUGCAGUGACUUGGCCGUAAUCAGUGGUUCAUGUGAUCCUUUUACAAUAGUUACAAUGCUAUAUACAAAUAAAAAGCAAGAAUCUAAAAGAACAAAAGUCAAGAAGAAAACCAUAUCACCAAGAUUUGACGAAGUAUUCAUAUUCGAGCAAAACAGCCAAAGAAGUGGGAGUCAGGAUCGGGAGAAUAUGUACAGUUUAGUAGAUGAGGAUGCUGGCUUCCAAGAAGUUCGUGUUGCUCUAUGGCAUGAUUCUCCAGGGGUGUUUGGUAAUGUUUUUCUUGGGGAAGUCAAGAUAUCCCUCAGUGAUAUGUUGCCCGGUGAUGAACGCAAUGCUUGGUAUUUUCUUCAACCAAGAGACUCAGCAGGAAAGCAUCAAAGGGGAGACUUGGGAACCCUGAGGCUAAACCUUCAUUAUACCUCCGAUCAUGUUUUUUCUAGUCAAUCUUAUGAUUCUCUGCGAAACCUCAUCCUUCAAAGCACUGGGGUUGAGCCCAUCACAUCAUCUGUGGCGUGGCUACUUGGGGAAGUGGUACCUCAGAAGCAGGAUGUUGUGCAGCCUCUUACUCGUGUAUUCCUGCAUCAUGGUCAAGUGGUACCCUUUGUCUCUGCUUUUGCAAGACAUGAAAUAUCUAAGAUCACGGAUACUAAUACAAUUUUUCGUGGAAAUACGCUUGUUUCAAAGUGUGUCGAUGAACUGAUGAAACUCGUUGGUCAUCACUACCUUCGUUCAACACUCAAGUCAACUCUAGAUUUGAUCUUUAGGGAAAGAAAACCUUGUGAAAUUGACCCCACCAAAUUGCAACAGGGAGAGAGUCGUGAAGUAAACCUAAUCAAUCUUAAGGAGUAUAUUAGUCUCAUCUUGAAGGCCAUCAUCAACUCUGCACUCAGCUGUCCGCCAGUUAUGUGCCAAAUAUUCUCAGAACUUAAGGAACUAGCCAACACAUAUUUCCCAAAUGAGAGAGAAGUCAGGUAUUCUGUCAUCUCUGGCUUCGUUUUCCUCAGAUUCUUUGCACCGGCUAUCCUUUAUCCAAAAUUGUUUGACCUCACCACAGAACAGAUAGAUCCCUCAACACAUCGGACACUUACAUUGCUAAGUAAAACAGUUCAAAGCGUUGGGAAUCUUGUUAGUUCUCGAAAUUCUCAUCAGAACUUCAGAGAAAUAUACAUGCGAGAGGUCUUCGCACAUUGUGUUACGGAUAAGCACGUUGAAGGGAUGCGAACAUUCUUGGAAAUAAUAUCAUCAAUUCCCAAUGGAAGCCAUAAAGCCUAUGAUACUCCGGUUAUACUUAAAGAGGGAAUAAUGACCAAGAGAGCACAAGGAAGAAAAAAGUUUGGAAUCAAGAACUUCAAAACUCGCUUCUUCAGACUAACCACCCACAGUCUCUCGUAUUCUAAGACAGAAGGUGGAAGUUCCUUGUGUGCCAUCCCUGUAGAUGAGAUUCUGGCUGUGGAAAGAGUGGAGGAGUCCUCAUUCAAAAUCAAAAAUAUGUUCCAGUUAGUUCAGCCAAAUAGGACACUUUACAUUCAGGCAAUGAAUUGUGUGGAAGAGAAGGAGUGGCUGGAUCUCCUGACUAAAGUGUGCCAGUACAACAGCCAUCGCUUAAAACAGUAUCAUCCAGGAGCAUAUAUAAAUUCCAUUUGGCUCUGCUGCAAGUCAACAAGUGAACAUGCCCCUGGCUGUAGUGCAGUGUCAAAUUAUCUAGAAUGUGACCUGAAAAUCUACAUAGACAGUGACCGGGAAAUGGAACGACUGUGGUCGUUGCUUAUGGAGAAUAUGGCUAGCUUGGAGAAGCUACACAGUGCAUGUGAAAAUGCUGUUAUUUAUGGAACUCCUCGAGAAGUAACUGUUGGAGGCGUAGUUCUGGAUAAUCCAUCAGUGUCGUUAAAAUCUCUUAGUUCAGUUAUUACCAGUGUUAUACAAUUGCAACAGGAGCAUCGUAACCAUCAGCGACGAUUACUGCGCACCCUUAGAUAUGGGUCAAAGCAAGCUCCAAUUGGUGAUGACAACUACCUACUCCUUGCAUCCAGUAUUGCAAAAUUUGACUCUAACACAAGUGGGAAUGAGUUGAGUGUUCCAGUUCGGAAAACAUCGAGUAGCCCUUGCUGACUUCGUAUGGCGAGAAUUUGUACAAUGUUUUGACUGUUGAUGCUAGAUGAUUGGCUCGCUGUAAAUGUGCCUUACUCAAAGAUGUGAGGUCAAGUUGUUUGUUCAUUUCAGCUGUAUUUUUCAUAUUAAAAAGCAAAUAUAAUUAUUUGUGAAUUGGUCAGUUGAAUUUGGGCAUCUACAUUGCAUAAUAGGAAUGUUGACCACUCCUGUUUGCAUGGUUGAAAAUGCAUUUGCCAUCAUAAUAGAGGUUUUGCCAUAAGGUAUACUGAUAUAUGCUAAUUACCUUACUGGUUAGUCUAAGACUUUGUUGGAAGUCAAAGGUACAAUAUUUUUGUCUUGCAUUUUACAGUACUAUUCAUUUAGAUGAAUUUUCCUUAUAUUUUUGUUGAAUGACUUUCAUCUUUACUUCAUUAGGAGAUAAAGUAUGAAAUUUAGUGAGUGAUGCAAGGCUUGAAAAAAUGUUUUGGAUUCAGAUAAUACAUUAUUUGUUCCAGUAUAUUUGUAAUACUCUGUUAAGCUACAAAAUAAUGAACUGCACUUACUUCAUAGAAAAGGAGUAUCUUAAAGGCAGACUGCAGUAUUUGCCUUCAUGAAACAUGGAGUCUGCUGAGUAAAGUCAAAAGUGAUGAAUAAAGCUGAAUGGUAAUGGACAUAAGAGUAGAAUUUAUGUUAACAAACUAUUUGCUCUAAAUAGGUUAUACUUUGAGGCUAUGACCAAGAAUUUUUAUAUUUUAGUGUAUAGAUUAGCAUAAAUGUUUGUUAUUUAAUUUUAUAAGUGAUUAACUGGUCAAGGUUAACUAGUUAAUGAAAAAGAGUUCAGGGUUUGACAUUGGUUUGACCAAAGUCAUUAGCAUAUGAAUAUAUAAAAUUUUGGGCUUAGCUUUCUAAAGGUUCAGUUUUGAAUCUGCAGCAACAUGCCCUGAGCCAGUGCUGCAUAAACUUUCAGAUUUCUUUCUGAAAUUAGCUCUCUACGUGUUCAAUUUGUUUUUCUUGAAGAGCUAAUAUUUUCUAAGAAAUUAGGAUUAUAUAGGCAAGUUUAUGAUGCAUGCCAAAGACAAAAUUAUUCUGAUUGAAAGGAACAAGGAUUUUGUGAUUUUUGUAUUGUUAUAUGCAUUAGUGUACUUAAUUCCAGAGUAAGUAACAGAUUCACUUUAUUCAGGAUUCACAUGAUUCCUUAUAUUCAUGACUUUCUAUGUUGUUAACUUCACCAUAUUUCUAAAUUGUGUCACUCAUCCAGUUUAUUUAUAUUAGAAAUAGCAUAAAUCCAUUUAUUAUUUAUACAAUAUGAAUAGAAGGUAGUGAGAGAGUGACAUUUUGGCUGGAUUAGCAAACAGUUUGUUCCACAGUGUGUCUGGAGACAAAGGUCCCUGUGCUGCUUGCCGAUAUAAACCAAAACAUUCUGCGGCAGUUUAUAGAGAUGUUAUAUUACAAAGUAAAUUUUGACUAAUUUAUGUAAUUGGAAAUUUAUUUAACACUUUUUCAGGCUUAUCUUUCAAAUAAUGGUUUGACUAGUGAAUACUUAACAAGAAUCUGCUUGUUCAAUUUAUUUUAAUAUAAAGUUUUGUACAUUGCACAUAUUUUACAAGAAUUGCUGUAUACAUGUCAUUAAUGAUACAGAUGUAAUGUAGGUCCUUAAAUUCAUAGCUUUUCAAUAUACUCUAUUGUAUACUAUUUGAAGUCAUGUGUUUAAGAAACUCUUUUAAUUCAGUAUGACCCUAAUGAAUAGUGGUCAACUUAUUUAUUAAAGCAAAUUAACAUGUCUGAUCCAAAUUAUUCUGCACCUAGUUAAGGUAACUUAAAUAAACUGCAGCUACCUUCCAUAACAAAUAGUAUUUAGAAAUUGAGCUUCAAUAUAAAGCAGACUGUUACUUGUACAAUGUGUAAGGCUUUUUAUUAUUGAAUCAGUUGUGAGCAGACGAGUCCAAACAUUUAAUAGAAAUCAGUUUCUUAUAUUGGAAACCUUUUCUAGAAUAGGUGGGUAGGUAGAGAGAGUGUAUUUUUAUGUUGGUUCUUUGGCAAAUUAACUAUUCUUCAUCAUUUAUUGGUUUAUCUGACAAUAUGUACAUGUAUAUAUUCCUUUUGUUAACACCAUUUUUAUGCAUUUAUCCAUUAAUGUCUUGUGGUUUUAUAUCUGUUCUUGUUUAUUUCUGCCUUCCUAUUUGCAUAUGCUGGUUCAGGUAGUGUUUGUUCUUUCCACCAGCUCUUACUUCUUGGCUCCAGGAAGUGGCGACUAUAAAUGACUUGAGUUCUGUGGCUACCCUUCAAGAGAAUUUCCCUUAUGUUUAAGAUAUCAAAGAGGUAGGAAAAUAAAUAGGAAUUUACACAUUAAAUAACAUAAUACUGAACUGUAUAUGAUAUGUUCCUGUCUCUUUUUACUCCUGGCAACAUGUUUGUAGGAUUGUUUUUAUAUUCUUAUUGGUUUUUACCUACUAGUAGAAAACACACACACACACAC